ACUUAUUGCACUUGUCAAGCUCACCACUCUCACAACAUACACAAACGGAGAAGCUUCAAGAAGCCAUGAAAAUUUUCUUCUUCUUCAUCAUCUUCUUCUCCAUCGCCGUCUCUUCCAUUUCUGGAUCUAAGGAUCCGGAUUGUGUGUACACGGUUUAUGUUCGAACCGGAUCGAUCGUGAAAGCAGGGACCGAUUCGAACAUUACAUUGACUCUAUACGACGCCGAUGGCUAUGGUAUCAGGAUCAAUAAUCUCGAGGCUUGGGGCGGGCUUAUGGGCCCGGGAUACAACUAUUUUGAGAGGGGGAAUCUGGACAUUUUCAGUGCGCGCGGCCCGUGCCUGUCGGGUCGGGUCUGCUACAUGAACCUCACAUCCGACGGGACCGGCCCGCACCACGGCUGGUACUGUAACUACGUGGAGGUCACCGUCACCGGAGUCCACCAGGCGUGCUACCAGCAGCUUUUCACGGUGGAGCAGUGGUUGGCCACUGAUACGCCGCCGUAUGAGCUCACCGCCAUAAGAAACAAUUGUGUUUCUGAUGCCUCUAAGUCUCUUCCCCUCGACGCCUCUGAAACUGCUGGAAUUGUAGCUGUCAUGUAAGAGAGAGGUGUUGGACUCUUUUGUAUAAUUUCACAUGGGUCUGUUCUGGACUUGCCCAAUUUCUCAUAUUCGGCCCUUGUUCCUUUUUUGAAAUAAUGAACUUUUUUUUUUGGUGUCAUCUAAUUUUCAUUCAAUAUAUGAAAAAAUUUCAGUUUUUGUCUA
This is a messenger RNA of Ipomoea triloba (trilobed morning glory), 761 nucleotides long. RefSeq names its product PLAT domain-containing protein 3-like. The record is from RefSeq and is a predicted model, not a curated record. NCBI's taxonomy places the organism in Eukaryota, Viridiplantae, Streptophyta, Magnoliopsida, Solanales, Convolvulaceae. Gene Ontology annotation, molecular function: protein binding. The coding region runs from base 66 to 599 and encodes 177 amino acids. The transcript is spliced from 2 exons.